Molecule: messenger RNA, 417 nt
Organism: Eimeria necatrix
Lineage: Eukaryota; Apicomplexa; Conoidasida; Eucoccidiorida; Eimeriidae
Exons: 2
Coding region: 1-417 (138 amino acids)
Source: RefSeq, a predicted model, not a curated record
AUGAAGGUCACGGUGGCGCCUACGGGCAGCACUGCGCCUCUGCAGACUUUGAGAAAGUCGAAAUCCGCAACUGGGAAGAGCCGCUGCGGGUCCCUCGCGGGCGGCCAAAAGCGGGACCGAGUGAAAGAGUACAUGGAAGAGAAAUUCUAUGAACAGUUUCAACCCAAAAGAGACCUCAAGUCCCGCCUGCGCAAACUCUCGCUCGACAAGGACACUCUGCGAAGGGCGCAAGGCAACUAUAGAAGAAAGCUGCCCACGGCAGAGCCUGCAAGCUCCAACUCAGGCAAGCUAGAAGCAAAGACCAAACCCAAGAGUGCAAAAAAACGAAAGACUAAGACCAAAGGACGGCGGCAGCCUCCCCCAAAAACCACGGAAGAAAUAUGUGCCAUGGUGCUGUCACAUGUCCGCGACAUUUAA